Molecule: messenger RNA, 7364 nt
Organism: Williopsis jadinii
Lineage: Eukaryota; Fungi; Ascomycota; Saccharomycetes; Phaffomycetales; Wickerhamomycetaceae
Gene: SEC16
Product: COPII coat assembly protein SEC16
Exons: 1
Coding region: 147-7364 (2405 amino acids)
Biological process (GO): Golgi organization; COPII vesicle coat assembly; autophagy
Cellular component (GO): endoplasmic reticulum exit site; ER to Golgi transport vesicle membrane
Source: RefSeq, a predicted model, not a curated record
CUCCGUUCGCUUGGUUUAAAGGCAUACAACUACCGUUUCCACUGAGCCUCGGUUCUACUCGUGACUCACACUGUUGAUAAUUGAAAGGACACGGCCUUUGUGUUUGGUGUUCUUUGUUUCCAUAGAAUUGAGCAUCAUCGUGACAGAUGGCGAAGAAGAAAUCUGCUGGCGCUAAGAAGCGUGCCAGCGCUAAGAAGAAGGCUGCUAGGGGGGCAGGCAACGAUACAGUCGGGGAGGCUGGAGGAGCAAGCCUCCAGGAUGAUGAUGCUGAAGCAGCUGUUGUUGGGGACGUGGACGUGAAUGGUGAAAAAGUGAAUGGUUCUGGUGCCGCUGAGGUUGGUGAAUCACUGGAGACAGCAGAUCUUGGACAGGCUGGUCCCGGUCCCGUCGAGGAAGUCAUUCCAGCGGCUCCAACUCAGGAUGAUCUCUCACUUGAAACGGACGUGGGCGAUGGUAGCUCGGCUGUGGCCGAGCAGUUGGCAUCGCAAGGUGAAGGUGGCGAAGAACUGCCGAACGAUGAGCCUGUCUUGCCUGAACAAGAAACAACGCAAGCGUCAGCGCCUGUUGAAGAGGCUCCGCUCUCUGUGCAGGUUGAGGAGCCAUGUCCAGAGUCACACCGACAGUCUGUUGAAGGCAUUGAUGAUGAUCAAGUUACCCAAUCCAGUGCUGAGGAUUUGUUUGCUUCAAAUGAUGACUUUGUUAUUGGUGCCUCGAGCAAUGGGGAGCAUUUGGCUCAAGAAUUCGCCAGCCAUGCUUCGACCCCGUUAUAUGAAGAUGGCCAAGCAAAUACUGGUGCUGUCCCUGAGUCUCCCGCUGCUGACGCCGUGUAUGAACGUUUGAAUGCGCCUGUUGAUGAAAAUAUUGAUGAAACUACUGAUGAACCACUUCCCCAAAAUCAAGCAGAGAUCAUUAAUGAGGAACCUCCUCAAGCAUCUGCCGUGUCAUCGACUGUUGAUGAUCUCUUUGCUUCAAAUGAUGAUUUUGUGAUAGAAGCCCCGGGUAAUGGGUUGGCGAAUACUCAGCAGUUCGAUGAACCAGAAUACAUAGUUGAUUCUGAGCAACAGAUCACACCUGAAUAUUUACAGGGCAGUGUUGAAGGAUCAGCCAGCAAUGAACCUCCUCAAGGCUCUGAGAAUUAUGAAGACGGUGAAGUUGUGCAACCAGCUACCAACGAGUCUACUACAAGUGACCAUGUUGAUCCCUACAGUUCUCAAUGGACAACUAAUACUGAGCCUGACUCGUCAUCACCUGCCAUUGGGGAAGCCGGAAAUGAAAUCCAGUUCCCAGAAUCGACAGUUAGCUCUAAUCUUCCUUGGGAGGAGCCGAAUACUGAAGACUCUGGCCUUCCUUGGGAGCAACACAAUUCUGGAGAAACUGAUAUCACUGAACACCAUCAGCAGACCAACAGCUCCAAAUUUGAAAAGCUCAACUUUGGUGAUGAUUCUUUGCUGAGUGAGGAUAAUUCUACGAACUUCAAUACCGGCACUUCAGAAGCUGCAGACCACUCCAACUUGUUUGCUGAUGGAGAUGAUGACUUUGGUGCAAUCAUUAGUGGUUCUCAGGACAAGUUGACUUCAGAACAACGUCACGAUAACGAUGUCGAUAACCUGACAAACAAAUUUUCUUCUUUAGACUUGGAGUUGGACGAGGACUUGUUGGAGGAUGAAUUAUUAGAUGAUGUCUUGGAAGAAAAUAAAGCACCUGCACCACAGCAAGCAAUGCCAUCCCAACCUGAACCUAAGGUUGAACAACAAGUUCAACAACAAUUUGGCCAACAACCACAUCGCCAAACUCGUAAUCCGUAUAUGCCAUCGGCUCCUACAGGAUCAAUAUCUAAUGCUCCUGCUCAGAACUCUCAGUAUCAGAAAUACGCGCAAAGGGGUGGUGUGUCUUCAAUGUUCCAACCACCACAACCUGUACAUCAGUUGGAUAUGGGCAAAUUCAGUUCUGAGAAGCAAAAGUCUGAUGCUUACGACUUCCCUCUGGAUCUAAUGCCAACAAAAACUGUUCAUAAACCUCGUGUGGCUGCUGCAUUAAGCACUGACUCUCAACCAUCAUAUGGCAAUAGUCCAUCGCCUUCAUUGAAUGCUUCACAAGGUCCUCCUUCUGUACAAAAUGCUCCAAAUCCAUACGCACCAGGGGCUCUCUCAACUGCUAAACCACCAGCUUCAUUGAAGAAGAAGCAGUCCUCGUUCUUUGAAGAGUUACCAAUCCCACAGAUCACAGCUCCACAUAGACCAAGAGCCUCAUCCCGUCUGUCUUCAAGUGUUUCUUCACCUCUACUGAACCCAGUCCCAAGUGGACAAUCACCCAAUAUAGCACAUGCACCUCCACGAGUACCUGCUCAAAAUACAGUUCUAAGUGGGUAUGGCAAUCCACCAGUACCAUCGGCACCUGGUGUUCAUGUUGGCCUCCAGUCCAGUCAGAAUUCUAGCAAUCCUUAUGCACCACCACCACCAUCAUCACUACCACCACAGCAGCAGGUUAAUCAAUAUGCUCCGCCAAUUCAACAAUCAAACCCAGGUGUCUCGAAGUCGCCAGUUGUAUCCAAGUACGAACCAGCUGUGAUGGGCAUGGGGAUAUCGAAACCGGCACCACCAAACACUGGAUCUGGCUUCACAGAACUGCCUGUUGCCCAUCCUCCACCAGUUACCAGAAGUGUACCUUCAACCGGUCCUUCAAGAUAUGCUCCUGGACCAUCAAUUCCAACACCUGCUGUGAAAGCACCGCCAGUGGGACCUCCUCAGCAAUAUCUCCCGCAACACUCUUCUGCUGCACCACCAAAAGUGUUACAACCUCCUCAUAAGGUAUCCCAAUCUUUGAACUACAAAGGAAAUACUGUAACUGAACCAAGUUUGAAGACUAUUGGUACUGGUAAUACUGGUCAAGGAGUCGUUUCCCCAAUCACAAGAUAUGCACCAAUAAAUCACAGAAGACAAGCAAGUACAUCUGCUGUUCAAUACGAUCCUAUUCUCGUUGCGCAGAAGUAUCAGCCUCAACAGUCACAGCAACUACCAUCCGUUCCUCAAAAUGCUCCAUUGCCUCAACAACAAAAAGUUCCAUUGCCUCAACAACAAUCAGCUCAACAAGUGUAUGACCCGAAAUUGCAACAACCUCAUUUCAGUGCAUCUUCGAGUACUCAACCACACCAAAUGAGAGGGGCAGCCCCUGGUUAUCAAGAGUCUUUUGGAUAUUCUAGUGUUGCACAUGCGCAGAAUGUUGCUGUGUCUAGUACAGUAGACUUACAAAGACGUCAAUUCCCACUGUUCAGCUGGAGUAGUGGUGGCAACAUUGCUUAUUGCAUUCCAAAAUCCACUAACUAUGGUUAUGGUAAUACAGUUAACGUGGUUAAAGCUGAUGUUGUUCUCAAAGAAAGUAUGUUGCGGGAGUUCCCACAGAAGAAGUCAAAUGCGAACUUGGUUAAGUAUUUGGAUGCUCAGAUUACCAGAUUGACCACUAAUCGUUACUCUGUCCUGGACGAUGCUGAGUUGCUAUUGUCACAAGUGUUGAGACAAAAGUUUAUUGAUCCCUCUGUUCCUUUGAAUUUAGGUACUGUUGUAAACUUUCAGGAUAUCCCUUCUUCAACUGUGCCAUCAACGAUCAACAAGAGACAUAUCAUAUCAUUGCUUGCAGCUGGUCAAAAGCAAGACGCGUUGCACGUUGCUUUGUCUGGACAUGAUUUUGCCUUGUCAUUGUUGAUUUCAGGUCUCAUUGGCAAAGAGCAAUGGAUCAACGUUGUUGAGGAAUAUUUGAGGGAGGAAUUUAACGGAGGCUCCGAAUAUUUCCUUCCAGUGUUGGUUAAAAUACUCUCUGGUGAUAUUGAUAGUGUUAUAAACACAUUCAAAGCGGACCCGGUGCUGGGAGAUUGGGCUUGUAUGAACUGGAAAGAAAUCUCCUCGGCCGUCAUUAACAACAAAUCAUCUUCCUUGGUGCAUUUCUUCUCUGCUUUUGGUGAGUUUUUAUUCCAAAGAGAGCAAGAGAUAUCUGCUUUUACCUUGUUUGUUAUGGGAGAUGUACCAUUGCAGGCCUUCAGACCGUUGAAAUCCCUUCAAUUGGUGCUGUAUGCGGAGAUUUACGGGCAGUAUCUCCAGGAUAAAGGUGUUUCCUCAGACUUGUCCCUUGUAUUGUUGAGUCAUGCCUUCUAUCUUGCAGAUUAUAACAUGUUGUCAGAGUCUCAAAGAUAUGCUGACCUUUCGCUUACUGCUUUCAAAGCAUCCAAGAAGAACAGUAUUCCAUUUAUUUAUGCUCAGAAGCGUCUGGCACAAGCUCUUUCUGGGACAUCUGUGAACGAAGGAUGGUUUGCAAAGCCAAAGUUAGACAAAGUUUGGGGUACUCUUGAUAAAGGUCUGAACAAGUUGGUGACUGGAGAUGAACCAAAGGCUGAGAACAAAGAUAAUGGUGUCUUCAGCAAGUUCAGUGCUGACUUGUCCCGUUCAUCGUCUAUCGCCUCGCUUGCCAAUACGUCUGUGGGUAACGAUAGUGCAUCGUUUGGGAGACCAGAGCUACCUAAGACUUCGAGCUAUUAUGGAUACGGGCCUGUCUCCACUGAACUGAAUGCUCAUAUCACACCUAGAAUCCCAGUUCAUUCGAACUUCCCUCACUCUGAUCCACAGAGGGUUUAUCCACAAGGCACUGGCAUUGGUGCUAGAAAUACACCAAAGGGCUCCAAGGUCUCCAACUAUUCGAAGAGUGCAUCAUCUACUGCAGAGUCGAUUGGCUCACAAAAUGUGUCACGCGUUGGUUCUCCAAGAAGGCCAAAGUAUACGCCAGAUAUCGAUGACUCUCUUUCAAGAGUUUCGUCAAUGGGCUCAUCAAAUGAUCCAGUGUCUUUCAAAACCAGUCCAAAUCUGCAAAAUGUAUUGCCUCAUGGUCUCCACUCUGCACCACCAAAACAUUCAGCUGUGUCCUCUGUGAAUUCUUCUAAUGUGGUUCAUGAGGGUGUUACUGGGCAUUAUCUAGAUACACACAGAGGUAAUGUUCCGAUUCAACAAAUGAGCGGAGCUCCAAAUGGUCGCGGAACUGCUGAUGUUGCUGGUCAUCCUACUGCACAUCCUGUUAACCACAUAGAUACACAUCCAGUUGGUCAUACGAGUCAUUCUUCGUUGGGUCCAGAUCAUGUUAUUAUUCCACCAAGUCACGCUGGACACACAACUGCACCUCCAACUCAUCAAGCACCAAUUGCCUCUGCCUCAGCUCUGGCUGCUCCUGUUGCUCCUGUUGCUCCUGUUGCUCCUGUUGCUCCUGUUGCUCCUGUUGCUUCUGUUGCUCCUGUUGUUCAUGAUACUUCAACUUCAAACGCUACACCGGUAUCUCAUGAAGUCCCAACAGACCAUGCUGAUGUUAAGCAGGCUCCAACAAACGUUAUACCACAGAAGGAUGUUUCUCAAGGGCCAUAUGCACCUGUAACUCAACAAACAGAAGUAUCACACCCUCAUCAAGCAGAUACAGAGGAAACUUCAUUUGCAACAGAGUCCACUCUUCAACCUCGUGAUAAUAUUGUUGGUAAUUCAGAAACAUUGGGCAAGGAGAGUAUCGUUAUGACCGUACCUUCAGUCGAGUCGGGGGUUCCGAAAAUGGAAGACGAUUAUACUGAAAACUCUGUCAUUGAGUCGAUGAAUGCUGAUCUUGUUUCCGAAACUCAAAGUGAUAUUGGAUCUGUCACUGCUAGUCCAUACAAAGCUCCACAGUUUGAAACAUCAGUGGAAGAUAUUUCUGCUAGGAUGAACAAUAAAACGUUUGAACCUGGUUCAUCAAAUGUUUCUCUGGAAGAUCAUGUUGGAGGUUCAACACAGCCAUCACAUGUUUCGUUGGAUCGUUAUGCCCAAUCUCAUCCAAGCGAUUCGCCAUAUGCACCAUCCAGGUCUCCAUAUGCCAACAAUGACCAGAAGGCGCCUGUGAAGAAGAAAAACAAUAGGUUUAUUCCAAAGUCUAUCUCAUCGACAGCUAGUAAAGAAGAACCUGUUGCUUCUGUUUCUGGUGAUUUGGAUUUGUAUUCAAUUUCUGGCAUUCAAUAUGUUCCUCCAACAACUGUUGCUGAAGGCGAUGACCAGAGAAACGCCGGAACCACCGUGUCACCGAGCCCAGUUGAAAAUAAUUCUCCUGAUUCUGUUCAAGGAGACGUUUCUACGAGUGAUGUUAGAAGAGACUUUGCACCUCCUGCAGAGAGAAGAGCUACAUAUUCUCCAACCAAGGAAAGAAGCUCCACGUACGUCUCGGUUGAAGAGAGUAGAAUUGUCUCUGCGCCAACGGCAGACAGAAGGUCAUCUUACAUUCCAGUUGAGGAGAGAAGAACCUCCUAUAUUCCAGUUGAGGAGAGAAGAACUUCCUAUGUUCCAGUUGAAGAAAGAAAGUCUUCCUAUGUUCCAGUUGAAGAGAGAAGAACCUCCUAUGUUCCAGUUGAAGAGAGAAGAACCUCUUAUGUUCCUCAGCAGGAGUCUCGCAAUUCUUCAUCCCCAGCUCAAUCCCGUCACGACUCUGUGUCUGAUACUAGCUUCCAUGCUCAACGUGGAGGCUCUUUUUCAAAUGCUAUGGGUCAAUCAUUGAAUAUGAGACCUAUUUCACCUCAUACAGCUGUACCACAAUCCAAAUUUGCACCACGCCAAGACUCUACGGCUGGUGGGGUGUCCUAUGAGCCACCGUCUGCUCGUAUGACUGCGUAUGAACCACCAAAGAAGGAACAAAUUGAGCAGAUACCAGAGGAGGAGUACUAUGAUGAUAUUGUUGAAGACGAGGAUGAUGAUGACGACGACGAUGAAGACGAUGACAAAAAUGCCAAAAACCACACUAAGAGCAACGAUAAUGUUGACCGUAAACCAUCAGUGAAGAAGAACAAAGAGAGUAAGGGUUCAAGUGGUGGGUCUGGAUGGCUCGGUGGUUGGUUCCGUAAAGACUCGAAUGAACCAAAGGUUUAUAAAGCAAAUCUCGGAGAGAAAUCCAAUUUCCACUACGAUGAGAAUCUGAAGAGAUGGGUUAAUGGAGAUGAGGACUUGGAUGAGCUGAAAAAGAAAGCUGCUCCACCUCCACCUCCUAUCAUCAAGAAGAAGCCAUCUUCUAUUCUUUCAAAGCCUCGUCCUUCUAUAGUUGAAGGGUCUAUAGGCCAACCAUCUCGCCAUCCUUCAGAUAACAACACUGCUGUGGCGAUGUCCUCAGAUUCAUCGGAGAGAGUGGUUUCAACUGGCAGCAGUGGUGCACCACAGUCAUUACCACCACCACCUUCUAGCUCGCUUUCACAUAAAGCUGGACCUCCACCUCCAUCUGAUUUGGAUUCCCUAAUGAGUAUGACCAGUGGUCCAUCCACUAGAAGAAAGAAGAAGCCUGGUCGUGGUUACGUGGAUGUUAUGGGUACUAUGAAUAUGAAGAAAUGA